Molecule: messenger RNA, 304 nt
Organism: Meloidogyne enterolobii
Lineage: Eukaryota; Metazoa; Nematoda; Chromadorea; Rhabditida; Meloidogynidae
Source: the annotation of a GenBank genome assembly
AUGUACAUCAGAGAAUAUUUUACAAAAAAUAUAAUGGCCUAUGGUUGUUGUUAUAGUUGUUAUUUGGCAUUUCCAAAAUAUUUGCCAGAACAUAAAGGAAAUAAGGGAAGGCCUGAUUGUGGUGGAGGAAAUGAAGAAACAAAUAAUUGUGUAGAUAAGGAUGAGAAAGGUUGUAAAUAUUGGGCUGCUGAAACAACUACAAAAUGGUGUAGAAAUAGUGGGGUAAGUUUGAAAUUGAAAUUUUUUUCCGUAAAUUGAAGUAAACCCUCGAGACCCUGUUUAACUAAGGCUUUUCUGAAUGUUG